Molecule: messenger RNA, 1170 nt
Organism: Mycena indigotica
Lineage: Eukaryota; Fungi; Basidiomycota; Agaricomycetes; Agaricales; Mycenaceae
Product: BAH domain-containing protein
Exons: 6
Coding region: 7-1170 (387 amino acids)
Molecular function (GO): chromatin binding
Source: RefSeq, a predicted model, not a curated record
GUGAUCAUGUCCUCCUCCUCCAACUCAACGUCUACGAAGGGGAGAUGGACACACAAAAAAGCGCGUUCUUCUACCCGAGGCAAACUCGGAGAGCUGAGCGAGAAGGAAUGGAACCUUCUCGAGCCAUUUGAUGUGUUGGAUCUCAAAGACAAGGACGGAAAUCUCGAGUCAUUUCAUGUCUCGGAUACAAUUGCGAUCGUCUCGAGCAAAGACGUGUCGAAGUUGCAGCUUUAUGAUUAUUGGAUAGGAAAGAUAAAGGGCAUUAGAGGAGAGUCUGAAUCCAGCAGAGCUUGGGUCAUGGUAAACUGGUAUUAUUCGCCUCGAGAUGUUAAGGCGCAGAUCCCUGUGUUUGAACCUUCCCCAUCCGCGAGGUAUGAACGAAUAUAUUCACACCAUUGUGACAUUGUCUCAGCUACACAUAUCGCUGGUAAAGUCUCAGUCUUCCAGCUACUCGAAGACAACGCCGACCAACAUCCAAUUCCCGCCAACUCUUUCUUUUCUCGAUACUAUUUUGACAUCAAGGGCGGCCCAAAGAACUUCGCGGUCAUGCAGUUCACAUACCACGACCCCGCAACGUCUAUAUCAACCAUCCACAGCGCGAUCAACAUCAUGCGCUGCGACCUGUGCGCGGGCCCUUACAAUCCCGAAGCUUUUGAUCCAGACGAAAUACAGCGCUGGUGCCCCGCACCAGAAUGUCGACGUGGUUUUCACCACCGUUGUCUCGAUGCCGCAGAUAAGAAAUCGGAACCUUUUCCCUCCGUAACAGACCUAAUACUGGCCAGAAUAGCCAACAACGACGAUACCCAGUCGACUGAUGACGGUCCACCUGCCCGCUUGACGCAUGAAAACCUCCACUGUAUCCCAGCACAGCUUCUAACACUAGCGGCGCAGCCCCUUGUGCGUGGAGAACGAUUUGGUGUCGCUGGAAAUAUCGCUAUGAUUGCCCACGCCCGUCGAACAAUCCACAGUGCGCUGUCCGACCAGUCCUUGCCAACCUGCAAAACCCCGUAUUCAUUUCGAAGCAACCACGUCGACUUAAAUUUGGAUCUGUGGUACAAAGACCCUGCUUUUAAUGGUUGGGAAGGUGCCAUUAUAGAAGAACUCGAUCCUCAUCGAGGAGAGGACAGAAUGCGGUUAUUGCGGUGUCCUCAAUGUACGAGGGCAAUCUAA